This is a messenger RNA of Staurois parvus, 271 nucleotides long. Lineage: Eukaryota; Metazoa; Chordata; Amphibia; Anura; Ranidae. The record is from the annotation of a GenBank genome assembly.
GAUCCCGAUCUGAGCGGGAUGGACGGAUGACAGAUCCCGAGCGGGAUGGAUGGGUGACAGCUAGGAGUGAGCGAGAUUAAUCUGCACUAGAGUGACGGGAAGAUAAAAGUGUGCAAAUCGGCAAAUCAAUCGGGCAGGUAGGUACAGGGGGAGCAAGCGGAGAAUGGUCGGGGUCACAAGCCAGGUUCAGCAGGUAGCGGGCAGAGUGGUACAGAGGGUCAGGCAGAGGGAUGGUCAGGAACGAGCCGGGGUCAGAGCAGGAGAAGUCAGC